This is a messenger RNA of Oncorhynchus mykiss (rainbow trout), 3698 nucleotides long. Its product is annotated as calcium-binding protein 8. The record is from RefSeq and is a predicted model, not a curated record. Gene Ontology annotation, cellular component: trans-Golgi network membrane. Gene Ontology annotation, molecular function: calcium ion binding. Lineage: Eukaryota; Metazoa; Chordata; Actinopteri; Salmoniformes; Salmonidae.
CUUGUUGAGCGCGGGCGGCACAUUGGUUAACAACAGCCUGUGGAAGAAGAAAUUAUGACUGAACCGUUUUCGCAAGGAUAAGACCUGUUUUUCAGUAGAAAACCCUAGAAUUGACACCGAAAGGUGGUUUGGAGAGGCAAACAAACGUUAAACACCGAACUCUAAAGCGUCCUGAGAAAUUGAUUGUGUAGGAGCUUCGCCUUGAACGACGCUGAAGGCUCUAUCAUCAAUCUCUCCAGGCGUUUGGCACCAAUAAAUCUGCCAGCUAUAGGACAGUUACACGAAACAAACGGCUUGGGUUACUUAGACAACAUUUUAUGAGCGGUGAGCACCUAUAUCACUGUAGCAUAUGGAUAUGGUGUGGACGGAUAGGGGCUGUGAAAAUUGAUGGGACUUGGUCCAAAAGUGCAACUGUUUGAUUGCGCCGGCUGGAACUGGGGCAGUGAAUGUUCCCAGUAAACUACGCAUGGACUUGUCAACAGAAAGACGAUCAACCAACGCAUCCUUUUGUUGUGGUAGAAAAAUUGUUCCACAUUGUAGCUUAUUGCAACAAUUAAAAAACAACCAUCAUUUAUGAGAAUUCAGGUGAGGUAUUUAAACUGGAUCCCAGUUCGUCUAAUUCGGGGAUCCUAUCGACUACGGAUUUGAUUCAUCGCUUUCAAAGACAACCCACUGCUCCCCUGAAAGGGACAAUAUGCCGUUCCACCAUGUGACGGCAGGGCUGCUGUACAAGGGGAACUAUCUGAGUCACUCUCUGUCUGAGGAUAACGACUGUGACCAGCUGGCCAGCAUCUCUGAGGAGGAGCUAAACGAGAUCCGGGAGGCAUUCAGGGUGUUGGACCGGGAUGGGAACGGGUUCAUCUCCAAGCAGGAGCUGGGCAUGGCCAUGAGGUCUCUGGGAUACAUGCCCAGUGAGGUGGAGCUGGCCAUCAUCAUGCAGAGACUAGACAUGGAUGGAGACGGGCAGGUAGACUUCGAUGAGUUCAUGACGAUCCUGGGACCCAAGCUCCUGUCUUCUGAAACCAGGGAGGGCUUCCUGGGGAGCACAAUAGACAGUAUAUUCUGGCAGUUUGACAUGCAGCGCAUCACCCUUGAGGAGCUGAAACACAUCCUGUUCCACGCCUUCAGAGACCAUCUGACCAUGAAGGACAUCGAGAACAUCAUCAUCAACGAGGAGGAGAGCCUCAACGAGAACUCGGGACACUGUCAGGCAGACUUUGAAGGAAUCCAUUCUAAAAAUAAGAACCGGCAGACGUGUGUGAGGAAGAGUCUGAUCUGCGCCUUUGCCAUGGCCUUCAUCAUCAGCGUAAUGCUCAUCGCGGCCAAUCAGAUGCUGCGGAACGGCCUGGAGUAGCCUCACCCAGCCACGCCCACUGUGAGCGGGAAAAACUAACCUGCAUGUGCAUGAUGAAAGUGGGUGAGGUCAUUUCCUGUUUCUUUAGAAAUAAAAAAAAAACUUCAAAAUGCCUCACUGAUGGUGACAAAAAAAACAGAAAACACUGAAUGAUAAACCAUCAGAUUUUUCUGAGUGGAUGACAGUCUGACGUCCACCGACACUGAGAAGCCAGCAUGAGGAGUCCAGCGAGACCCCUCAUAACCCCAUUACUCUGGCAGGGACAUUCAAGGGCUGACUUUCGCUUACUCUGCUGUCUCUGUUCCCUAAUGCAAUAAAGACACAAGUACAGGAGUUCAGUACUCUUCCUCUCUUCCCUACCCAGAGUCUUCAUAUGAAGGUACCUUGGAAUUCAAUUUGAACUUCUUGCCUCAGAAGGCAGAAUCAUGGUGGAUUGAGACAUGCCCUCAUUGUAUUUGUACAAGGCAGCAUCCUUGUGGAUUGAGACAUACCCUCAAUUGGAUCUGUGUGAGAGAGAAUGGAGCUGUGCCUCCUGCAGUGCAGAGAGCCUGAUUAGUUACAGGGCACACCCCUGCAGUCUGGCUACACACAUACACUCUUAUGCACGCAUCUACGCACGUACGUCCACACACACAAACACACACACACAAUAAUUGGCCUGUUAUUCUAGUUUCCUGAGGGCGGGUGGAAGCCAGCUCACCGCUGGAGCAUACAGCAAAGCUCUGGAUGCGACAGGCAUGAUGGUGCCGUCUGCUGUAAGGCUGUUGUUUAAGCUCUUCUAAAAGCUUUCAUCCAGAGUUCCGGAGUGAAAUCAGUGGGUAUUCCUGUGCCCAAAUUCCUCACUGUUACUGUAUCUGUGUACAUUCCCAGUGCUAAACAGAACAGUGUUUGAAAGACCAUAGCUGUGAAAUGUCUGGGCUGUACUGUACCUAUGAUCUAAUUCCUCUUGAGGUAGGUAUGCCUGAACUCCUGUAUUGUAUUGACACUCAUGGUAAUAUAUUAACCACCUACAGUUUUGCUGAAGACUGCUUGUAAUAGCUACAGUACUGCAUGUGAUCAAGUCUACGUCGAUAUGUAAAUAUGUAUGUAACCCAUGUUGUUGUUGUCUACGUGUAUAGGGUGACGGUGUUCUACUCUGUAUGUGCAUGAUUGUUGGUACACUCUACUCCUGCAGAUUUAGAGGUGGAGGGAAGGAGAGAGCACUGUGAAACCAGAGGCUGCUGCCUUCCAAAUCACAAUACACAGGCAGGCAGAUAGACAGACAGACACAAAGCUCUCUAUGUUCCCCUCACCCUCUGGCCAAAGCCAUAGAACUCAAUAGAGAUGUACUGACUGAAGAACACUAAAUGGUUGUUGUUGUUUUCCGUUACAAAUGUGUAUUUUCAGUAGGAACAGUCCAUCCUUUGUGCAUGUUGUUGGGUUCCUUCACCCACCCUUUUGCGCUGUACAAUCAUUUCCACCUAUCCCCAUGAGCAGAACGGAGAGUAGAAUCACAGACUGGUGUAAGAGCCCCAUCUAGAGGUUGGCUCAAAAAUUCUGAUAUUUUUUGUAACCGUGUGCUCCCCUAGCUCUGGUCCAAGGUUGGAAGGCCAAAAGGGCUUAUAUGAAAACCACACCACAAAUAUAAGUACAAAAAUAUAAGUUUGUUCAAUCAGUUAAACAAAGCAUAUUAAUUAUGAUUGUACAUGAUCAACUCAGUAUACAAGAAAAUGUGUGUGUGUGUGUGUGUGUGUGUGUGUGUGUGUGUGUGUGUGUGUGUGUGUGUGUGUGUGUGUGUGUGUGUGUGUGUGAGAGAGAAAGAAAGAGAGUGAGGCUACUUAGAGGGGAUUAUUGGAUAGUUUGGUUCAUCAGGCUGACCCCCAUUCUUCGCUUGAAGUUGAUGGCAAUGUGAAGAUAAGAAUUCCAGAGUAUAGUACCUCUGUAUCUGAUAGAGAAUUUACUAUGUGAGGAGGGUGGAUUAUUAUUAUUGUAGUGGCUUGUGUUAAAUAGAUGGAUUUCAGAAUUACCUGGAAGAAUCCAUUGAAGGGUUUACAUAAACUUUCUGGGAGGUAUGAGUAUUUGAAGAUGAAAGUGCAUAAUUGGCGUACAUUAAUGUCGUAAAUAGACAAGAUAUUGAGUUUCUUAAACAAAGGUGCAGAUGGAGUCAGAUAAUUAGAGGAUGUGGCUAGUCUUGCAAAAUAUUUUUGUAUGAUGAGUCAUUUGUGUAGGUAGGAGGCAUCAGGUGCAUUCGGAAAGUAUUCAGACCCUUUGACUUUUUUCACAUUUUGUUACGUUACAGACUUAUUCUAAAAUUGAUUAAAUUGUUUUGUUUUUUCCUCAUCAAUAUACACACGACCCCAUGAUG